AUGGAAUCAAAUGAUGAACUAGAAUCAAAUGUUGAAAUCAAACAAGAUGGACAUAAACUUCGUUUAGUAAAUAAGCAUAUUGAAGAUUUAGUCAAUAAACAUUUAACCAAUGAAGAAUCAAAUUCUAAGUCAUUAAAUACAGUGAAUGUUAUUAAUAAACAUGAUGAAUUUAUUCAUUUUGAAUCAGAUGAAGUUAAUGGAAAAGAUGUUGCUAUUGAAAAUCUCGAACAUUGUGAAAUAUUUCUCAAAGGUAUUCCAUCAACAUUACAAAUAAAAAAUCUUCAUGGUUGUAUAAUAAUUGUUGGCCCUUGUUCAAGAUCAGUUAAUAUUGAUGAAUGUCAUCAAUGUGAAUUUGCUUUAGCUUGUCAACAAUUAAAUAUACAUACAAGUGAUGAAUGUGAUUUCUAUGUUCAUAUAACUGCCCAACCGAUUAUUGAAGGUUGCCAUCAUUGUCGAUUUGCUCCAUAUAAUGUUGAAUAUAAAUCUAAACAAAAAGAUAUUGUUCAAAGUGGUCUUACAUGGGCUAUUGAUUAUUGGAAUAAUGUUUUAGAUUUUAAUCAUAAAAUUCCAGGUGUUCAUUCACCAAAUUGGGAAACAAUUGAAGAAGAAGAACGAAAAGGAUGGUCACUUGAUCUACAUCCAGCACCUAUGAUAUGA
Adineta steineri is the source of this 657-nucleotide messenger RNA. The record is from the annotation of a GenBank genome assembly. Lineage: Eukaryota; Metazoa; Rotifera; Eurotatoria; Adinetida; Adinetidae.